Molecule: messenger RNA, 810 nt
Organism: Camellia sinensis
Lineage: Eukaryota; Viridiplantae; Streptophyta; Magnoliopsida; Ericales; Theaceae
Biological process (GO): ribosome biogenesis
Cellular component (GO): nucleolus; ribonucleoprotein complex
Molecular function (GO): RNA binding
Source: RefSeq, a predicted model, not a curated record
CUCAUAUAUAUAUACGCACACUAGCAUAAACUGAGGCUUCUGGUGCCUUCUUCGCUCAUAAACCCUAUCUUUGUUCAACCGAAAACCCUAGCCUCUCUCCUCUCCUCUCUUCUCUAUCAAAAACAAUGACAGGCGAAGCAGUAAACCCUAAAGCAUACCCACUGGCCGAUUCGCAGCUUACUAUUACCAUAAUGGACCUUGUUCAACAAGCUGCUAACUACAAGCAGCUCAAAAAGGGUGCUAAUGAAGCAACUAAGACCCUAAACAGGGGUAUUUCUGAGUUUGUUGUGAUGGCCGCUGACACUGAGCCUCUUGAGAUCCUCCUCCAUCUUCCCCUUCUUGCUGAAGAUAAGAAUGUGCCCUAUGUUUUUGUCCCUUCAAAGCAAGCACUUGGUCGAGCAUGUGGAGUCACAAGACCAGUCAUUGCUUGCUCUGUGACAAGCAAUGAGGCAAGCCAAUUGAAAUCCCAAAUACAACAACUCAAGGAUGCCAUUGAGAAGCUUUUGAUAUAAACACAAUUAAGAAGCAUUUUCGGUGUGAUGGGCCUCUUGAACGUAGGAAUUGCUCCUUUGGAGGCUUUGACUGACGAAGUUGUUGUGCGAGUUUUUUUUUCCAACUUUUUUUUUUCAUGAAUACUUUUCUCAUGAUGUUUAUCAUGCAACGUGAGAAAUAAUGUUUUUUGAGUCUUGUUUUUUUACGGUAGACAUGAUCCAUGAUCCUUUGAACUCGUCCCCAUAAGUUUCAUUAUGGUGGUUAUUGUGCUUGCUGGUUCUGUUUAAUAGUAAAGUAGUGGUUCUAGUUAUCGCGUCA